CAGAAGAGGAUUAAGAUAAGGGCUGCAUAUAUGAUGGGAAUAGGUACUAAUGGGAUAUCUAUUAUUGUACUACUCAUAAUAAUAAUUGAAUCAGGUACAUUAUUAAUAUUAAUAUUCUCAGAUCCAGCUGUAGAUGUAUUAAAUGAGAUUGGUAUACGUAGUGGUAUUAACCCAUUUUAUAUAUCAUUCAUACUAGCACCAUUAGCAAGUAAUGCAAGUGAAUUAGUUGCUGCCUAUAGUUAUGCUCAAAAGAAGACUUCAAAACAUAUUACUAUAUCUAUAUCAACAUUACAAGGUGCAGCAUCUAUGAAUAAUACAUUCUGUUUGGGUAUAUUCCUAGCAGUU
Messenger RNA from Perkinsus marinus ATCC 50983, 345 nucleotides. RefSeq lists its product as hypothetical. Gene Ontology annotation, molecular function: calcium:proton antiporter activity. Lineage: Eukaryota; Perkinsozoa; Perkinsida; Perkinsidae. The annotation marks the transcript as partial. The record is from RefSeq and is a predicted model, not a curated record. Gene Ontology annotation, cellular component: membrane. The transcript has a single exon. Gene Ontology annotation, biological process: intracellular calcium ion homeostasis; calcium ion transmembrane transport.